CAAGACAUUGGAUCAGCAGCUCGAUCCUCAAAUCGUCAGCAUUCAGCAUAGCAUUCGAUUUCGAUUCAGCGUCCCGAGGAAGUGGGAAAAGUAGAUCUUCUACAAUCUAGAUCUAGAUCUAGACCUGGAGUGUAAUCUCUGAAAUAAGUGGAUAUAAUUUCUUUCUGAUCGGUUGAUCUCUCGGAAAAAUAACUGGUUCAGGCAAAAGAAAAAAAAAAUGCAAGCUAUUGCUUGUCAUGUUCUGCUGUGGACGAGCGUCCUAGGACUGAUGACGUUGUCUUGCAUGGAUGGUGCUAGAGUAGAGACUGGAGAAGAUCACGUCGACCCCUUUGACAUCCUGAACUUUGACCCUGCACAUGUGCGCAUGACGAAAGAUCCCAAAGAUUCUCAAAAUACAAAGGAACAUAAACAUCCAUAUGAAAAUCCUCGUGAAAAUCCCACUGACCUGGAAAAUCAGAGAAAAACAACGAAAGAAGAUGAACAAGGAUCUAACAAGGAUGAGAUUCCAGGGGGCCAGAAAGCGUCUGAAGUGGGUGCGUCUCAGACGUGUGGAUCUCUGACAGCUCUCUUCAAACAGUACCUGAAACAAUUGUUGCAUCUUCUGGAACCUCUUGUUGGCUCAGUUGGCGGAGAGCAUGACGUGUGUCUCAAGGUCAGAGUGACCUAUCAUGACCUGGCUGUGUUUAGACGAUUUGCCAACUCUCACUCUCUCGAUGUCCACGAUGUUCACGAGUCUUUGAGUCACAUACUACAAGAUGCACAGAAAGUGACGGCCGCUGGGUCGCGGGUUUUCUGGCUGGAGGAGAAACUGGGAGUGUCCAGUGCCAGCCUGGGACAGAUCUCCAUCAUUGUUUCGGCAGCAGCGUUUCUGUUUCAAGCUCUCCGAAGAAUGAACUGGAAAUGGCUACCGUUCAUAUUGUUCGCUGUGAGCGCAGUCUUUACUUGGUUUGAAAUGUUCCAGGCGUGUGCUGUGGUGGUUGUGAAGAUAUUUGUAACACCUCUGGAGGUCGUCGGCUCUGGUUUCAAGCGCCUCCUAGUGUCCCUUCUUCACGGCCUGCCCCUGCAACAUCAGUUCUACCUCAUGGUCUUCCUGGCUCUGCUAUUUCUCCUGCUGCCCUUCUGCGCCUUUGGGUACAGAGUUCGCAUCCCAUUUUUGUUGGCCAUCGAACCACUGCAAAGGACACAGGUACAGGAGAUACGCCACAUGCCACAAGGUGCUCUAGACACUGAUGACAGUAAUGUUGCAGCGCCAUCUUCAGCAGGUCGGCUAAACAGAGGAGGAAGAGGAGGAGGAGGAUCAGUGCGCCGCCUAGUGAGUGCUGAAGAGUCCUCACUUUCUGAACGUAUGUCCGCUCUGUCCAUCAGCCCGUCUGAGACUGUGUCAGCAACAGACCAGAGACAGGAAAAUGUUGAGACCCCUGUCUCUCGGUUCACUCCCAGCGUGCCGGCAGCUGAGCGGAGCGUGUCUGCGAGAUCAGAGGAUUACUGCUCCUCUGCCGUAGCUUCCUCAGCUGGCUCUAGGGCUGGAACAGCAGCUGUAUCCAGCUCAGAAAACCUUCCCUCCAGCAGCACGGAUGUCUCUGUUGUAGACAAAACAGUGGCUGCUGUAACUUCAGAGGAUCUCUUGAGCAGCAGCACAGACAUUUCUGGCACAAAUAAAACAGCAGCUGUCACGACUUCAGAAGAACUUUCACGCAGCAGAACAGACAAAACAGGUGCUGUUGUUACUUCAGAAGAACCUAUACACAGCAGUACAAAAAAAGCGGGUGCUGUAAUAACUUCAGAAAACCUCUCACACAACAGAACAGACAAAACAGCUGCUGUUGGUCCGUCAGAAGAACUUCCCUCCAGCAGUUCUGACGUGGCUGUUGUAGACAACACUAGACCUGCGCGUUCAUGUGAGUCGCGUACGUGUAGCAGUCUUGACUCUCCCACAGGAGUCGGUGUAGCGGGAUGUGUGGAUGACGUGGACAGUCUAGCCGGAGGGGAUUCUGUCUCGUCUAAUAUGGACAGUGAGAAGAAGGUUUGAAUUUUUCCUCAAAUGGACAAUGAGGUGGUUUUCCCACUAUGAGAUGAAAGUUUUGGGGAGUAGACAGUGCGGUGAAAGGUGAAUGUUUUGAAGGUUUUCCUGAAGAAUGGUCAAUGAAAUGAAGGUUUGCCCACAAUGGGAUGAAAGUUUUCGUGAGUAGACAGUGAGCAGUGAGAAAAAAAGGUGAACGUUUUAAAGGUUUUCCUGAGUGGACAAAGUUGUGAAGGUUUGAAGAUUUUCCUAAAUGGUCAGUGAAAUGAAAGUUUGCCCACAAUGGGAUGAAAGUUUUCCUGAGUGGACAAUGGGGUAAAGGGUUUCCCAAACUGACAAUGAGACGAAGGUUUUUCCCACAGGGAGAUAAAGGUUUUCCCAAAGACUUGGUUCUUGACAGCCACCAACCUUAACGGUAUCAGAAUGUUGUGAUAUGUUUUUUUUAAUGUACAUAUAUUUUUAUGUUAUUUACUCCUCUCUUACCGAGACUUGAGAGGAAUGUUAUAUGGCCUAUUCAUCUAUUGCCCAUUUUAUGAAAUCUCUAAGCCACAAUAUCAUUAUUUUACUAGGGAAUGAAAUGAGUGUAAAUUUUAUCUCUUCACUUUGUCUGAAAGAAAGUGUACAUAUAUUUUAUGAUGUUUCUUUUUUAGUUCUUGGAUUGAUGUAGGGAAAUGACUAACAGCUAGCUGCUGUGCCAUAUAACUGAGAAUGUUGAUUUUGCACAAUUUGUUUAGAGUAUUUUAGAUUUCAUGAGUGAGCCCAUGUCUAUAAAAUUUAUUCCUUGGAGAUUUUCAUUAAAGUGUUUUAAGAGAUAAUCA
Molecule: messenger RNA, 2838 nt
Organism: Aplysia californica (California sea hare)
Lineage: Eukaryota; Metazoa; Mollusca; Gastropoda; Aplysiida; Aplysiidae
Product: chloride channel CLIC-like protein 1
Cellular component (GO): endoplasmic reticulum; membrane
Molecular function (GO): chloride channel activity
Source: RefSeq, a predicted model, not a curated record